AGAACGGUUCGACACAAAUUUUGAAAAAUGCCUUACGGAGGACGUUAUGGUGGUGGCAGUGGCGGAGGUUAUGGCGGUGGUGGAGGAGGAGGUGGAUACGGCGGCGGCGGCGGUGGUUUUGGAGGUGGCGGCGGUGGCUAUAACGGAGAUCGCGAUGGUGGGUUCAAAAGAAGGAGGCGGGACGAUGAAGUUAUCGACCCUGAAGCGGAGCAGUUUCGCAAACUUUUUAUUGGAGGCCUGAGCUAUGAAACGUCUGAAGAGGGACUCAAAGCUCAUUUUGAGCAGUGGGGAGAAGUGGUGGACUGUGUGGUAAUGAAGGACAGCGACACACAAAAGUCACGAGGGUUUGGGUUUGUAACCUACAAGAUGGCUUCCAUGAUAGAUGAAGCACAAGAUAACCGACCACACAUUAUAGAUGGCAGGGAAGUGGAAUCAAAGAGGGCCAUGCCAAGAGAAGAUGCUAACAAAAAUGAGGCCCAGGCUACAGUGAAGAAAAUGUUUUUGGGAGGUCUGAAGGAUGACACAACAGAGGAGGAUGUGCGGGAAGCUUGUGAAGCAAAUGGCAAAGUUGAACAGAUAGAGAUGAUCACGGACAAGAACACUGGGAAAAUGAGAGGAUUCUGCUUUGUGACAUUUGCAGACUAUGACACUGUGGACAAAAUGUAUUUGAAGAAAAGGGUAGACAUCAAUGGCAGAAGAGUGGAAGUGAAGAAAGCUCUAUCCAAACAGGAAAUGAAUACAGAUGGUAGUGGACGAGGAGGCAGACAAGGUGGAGGGCGUUUUAACAGAGGUGGUGGGGGAGGAGGCUACGGAGGUGGUGGAAAUUACAGCUCUGGGGGCUAUGGGGGAGGUGGUGGUGGCGGAGGCGGCAGCUUUAGGGGAGGUGGCUACAACAGUUAUGGCAACCAAGGCGGCGGCAGCAGCGGCUUUGGUGGCGGAGGCUAUGGUGGUCAAGGAGGUGGGAGCUGGGGAAGUCAAGGUGGCUACAGUGAUGGUGGUUACGGUGGCGGCUAUGGAAACCAGGGUGGUGGAAGCUGGGGAUCAGGAGGAAACCAAAACUUUGGAGCCAACUAUGGAGACAGCUACGGAGGUGGACCAAUGAAAGGUGGUCAAGGAGGAUACUCACAACGUGGAUCAGGUCCAUACGGUGGCGGCUAUGGAAACCAGGGAGGUUAUGGGAACCAAGGUGGUUAUGGAGGUGGAGGGGGUGGUUACAGACGCUGAACCCCAGUCAGAUCUUCACAGGCAGUUUAAAAGUUGAGGUUAUGGUAGAGAAGAUGCCAGGGCUUAAUAGGACAGGAAACUAGAUAAAAUCGUUUCCAUACCAACCAACCACCAGCCAUACUCCAAGGUUAGCCAGGACAGCAGCUUAACUUAGGUUAGCUAGGAACCUGGUUGGACCUAGCUGAAGCUAAGCCAGGACAGCGGAAGUGUGUAUAGUGACAGUGAGGCAUUACACCAGCAUACUGAGAGAUAUUGCACUGACUAGUGCCAGGGAUGUAGCUGUUGUGAACUGCAGACCAUUAUUAAAUGGCAGCUCUUGAGACAUUUUAUCAACAACUUCUAAACCUUGUGGAGACCUGUACUCAUUCAUUUUGAACAUAGGCAAUGCCUGAUGUUCGUGUCAUUUUAAAUGGUUUUACUUUUUAUCAUGUUGUAAACUUGUGAUUGAAAUGUGUGCUAUAGAGUAAAAUCAAAUGUCAUUCAUCCUGUAUCAUGUACAAUAAAUAAGUUUUAUGUAUGAUAAAAAAAAAAAAAAAGACAAUUGAAGUUUUCUUUGCCCAUUCUUGCACCCUUUUUUUUUAAGGGUUCACAAAGCCCUAGAAUUAUCCUUACCAGGAGUUCAUUUUAAGCCACUGAGCUACGUCACUAAAAGUAGAAGUGCAAUCAAAUAUUUGCCUCACAUGGGCUUCUGGAGAAUUUGAAAAGCAGUGUGCAUAAAAUGAGCCCCACAAAGAUUUGACUGUCCUUGAAACUCUACAUAGUUAAAUGUAAAGUAUCUUGGCAUCAUGUUGUGAUUGGUUGUGAGGUUGAUAAAUAUUAUUCAGUUGAGUGUAUGGUAUUGAUGUGCCAAUGAGGUAGGUACCUAAUAGGUGUGAGCAGCUAGUCAGUGAGAGCAGACUUUACCCAGCAAUGUAGCCAGCAGAACAGUGCAGGGUUAUCAACCUAGAAGUUAAACCGGUUAGAAGGAAAGGAGUUUGGAGCCUAGUGAACAGCACAUUUAGGCCAGAUCUUGAUGUAAUAAGUUAAGGGAAGGUAAGUCAACUCUAUUAUGACAGUUUCACUAGAGUACUGCUACACAAUAAAUGUGGAAAAACCUUUAACGUUAAUUUAAUUUUAGGUUGUAAUUCUGGCUAGAAUUAAUGCAGCUUUGAAGAUCAGUCAGUAUUAGAGAAUUAGGUCAGCCAGAUAGGGAUGCUUAAUAGUAAAGCUGAAGGGGGAUAUGUGGUCCUGGACCGAAAGCUCAUUGCGUGUGGUCUUAUGCUGGGUCUUUUCUUUUCAGGAUAACCCAGAUGUACCCAACAUGGUGUAGGAAAGGAAAAUCACUUUUCUUUGUCCACCUGACCUAACUGAAGGUUGUGAGCUGCAAUGCGAUCAGAGAGGCAUAUGAUCUGUCAAACGGGUCAGAAGAAAUGAGGAUGGUGGGGGUUGCACCACAUUUUGGACCAGAUUCUGCUGGAGUCGGCCACAAACACCAAAAUUCACAGCAUGGUGGUUACCAUAGGAUUCACAUGGGAAGCCAGUUCUGAAGGCGGCUGUCGGAGUGCGGCAUGUGUGAUGGUUGCAGGCAGUCCAUGCUUUGCCAGCACCAGACCUGAACACCAUGGUGUCCAUUCGAAAUUCUUCGCUGCUGCAGGCUGUAAUGGGAUGGACUGUCCCGGUCCAUGAAAUUAAUUGUUGGAGAUCCAGCUUCCCCCUAGCGAUAUUCUGCUACGAAUAAAUUUCUAAGUAAAAUGACUUUGG
Molecule: messenger RNA, 2964 nt
Organism: Liolophura sinensis
Lineage: Eukaryota; Metazoa; Mollusca; Polyplacophora; Chitonida; Chitonidae
Product: heterogeneous nuclear ribonucleoproteins A1 homolog
Exons: 12
Coding region: 28-1224 (398 amino acids)
Biological process (GO): mRNA splicing, via spliceosome
Cellular component (GO): catalytic step 2 spliceosome
Molecular function (GO): mRNA 3'-UTR binding
Source: RefSeq, a predicted model, not a curated record